CAAGGGGAAAAUCAAAGAUGCUAGUAUGUUAAUACAGAGAUGUCUUAGUAUAGAGUUUCUUGUUUUUAGUAGUGUCAUGGCUUUUCGUAAUGAUGCAUUAAUUGUAGCAAUCAUCAGGGUAUCUCCAAAUUUAAGACAUCUAGACAUUGGUAGUAAUGAUAUUGGCGAUGAGAUUACUGAAGCGCUAGCCCAUACAUGUCAUAAAUUAGAAUAUCUCGAUCUAAGUUGCUGUUCAUUUGUUAGCGAACCAUCAAUUUGUAAUGUUAUUCGUUCCUGCCCGAAACUCCAGCAUCUUAACCUCAGCUUUUGUGAAAUUUCUAAUGUAACUAUCAAAGAAAUUGCUCAUUCAUGUCUCAGUUUAAAAUUUCUAGAUUUUGAAAACUGCAAAAAUGUUAGCAAAAAAACUAUGAGUCAGCUAAAUCCAAAUAUUCAUAUAGAAAAUUUUGAUGAAGAUUACUACUGUUCCGAUUCAGAGUCUUCUAGCUCUGAAACCGAAUCAAAGUCCAAAUCAUCUAGUUCUGAGUCAGAGGAUGAAGUUACCUAUUAUAAUAAUCUUUCUCCUCCGAUGAUUAUGGACUUACCCGAUAGCCCGAAUGAUUUUAUUAGCACAUUUAGUGAUUUUCUUAGACAGAAUGGUGGUGCUAAUAAUAAUUUUAUUUCUGCAUUUCUUAAUCAGGAAUUAGCACAAUGCUCUUUGGCCGAGCAAUGGUACUCUACCGAUCUAACUAAUCCAACACUCUGGAGUAGUGAAUAG
Molecule: messenger RNA, 754 nt
Organism: Dentiscutata erythropus
Lineage: Eukaryota; Fungi; Glomeromycota; Glomeromycetes; Diversisporales; Gigasporaceae
Source: the annotation of a GenBank genome assembly